This is a messenger RNA of Phalacrocorax carbo (great cormorant), 981 nucleotides long. The record is from RefSeq and is a predicted model, not a curated record. Lineage: Eukaryota; Metazoa; Chordata; Aves; Suliformes; Phalacrocoracidae.
CUGAGAGGUAUAUAAGAAUGUGCUCGGCACAAGAGCAAACACUUUUUCAGGCGAAGGACUCUCAUGAAUCAGCCAUGCAUGUGAAUGAAGACACUGUUUCAAGGAGGCUUGGAGCCACUAACAAAACAUGUUUGUAUUUCAUCAUCGCGACCCUUGUUGUGUUACUCGUCUUUGCAUUAGCCACCAUCAUGGUCUUACUGGUUCAGAGGACGGCAGUUGAUCGUGCCACGGAGGGCAUCGCAAAACCUAUCAGGACAGGGAACACCUCCGAAGACUAUUUAAGAAUCCUACAGAAUUUCCCGACCAAGACAGCCGCUGCGUACAUGAGAGUGUCCAAUCCAGUAAACAGUUCAAAACUGAGCUUGACGGAGAAGGGUAUUUGUGAAGACAUCCAGUGCCAGAGCGAAGAGCUGGUGAUACAGAAACAAGGCCUCUACUUGAUCUAUUGCCACUUGAACUUUCAUUUUCCCAACUGUUCAAACAACCCCACUGACCUCAAGAUAGAGCUCCUUGUGAACGGCAAAGUCAACAGGCAAACAUUAUCCACAUGCUGUGCAUCAGAAACGUGCCAGGAAAAGACUUUUACAACCUUGUUCCAGCUGCAUUUGACAUACCUGAAUGUGAAGGACCGAAUAUCAGUAACACUUAAUCAUCCUAAAUUCUUGAAUGAAAUUUCUCUUCCCAAUGAAAACGUUCUUGGUGUCUUGAGGUACAGUGAUGAAAUGUGAGCAGCUGUCUGACUUCCCACUGCUGCCCACACUUAUCUUUCUCUGAACUACAGUAGCCUGCUUUUACUAGGCAACACCUUGUUUUAAAUUUCCUGUCUUACCUCAUCGCUAGGGUCAACAAGGAACUUUGAGAAUGUCCCAGAAUGAAACCUAAAACACUGCAAGACCCACAACUGACAGAUUGCUCUGGUUUGCUUCAGGGUACGAUUGUUGUUGGACUCUCCACCAUAUAACCCCCAGAUCUGCCUAUGGU